CUAAAGGAUAGAACUGAAUCUGAAGGAGGCUUUUUGAGAAUCCAAGAGAAAGAAACCUUGAUACACAUCUGUCACAGAAGCAUCUGUACUAAGUAAAGUUUAAUAUCUGGCAUGUCUCCAAAUAGGAGGGACAUUAGAAAAUAACAAAAAACAACUUUGUCAUGACAACACCAGUUAACAGAAUAAAGGGAGCCUCAUUCAGCUUAGGACACGGACAAUCCAACUGCAAGCUCAGUAGAGUUUUCUGAAGUCUUUUUGCUUCUCUGCCAAUCUCAUCAUGAGCUUUAGCUCUUCUAGAGUAGGCAGAUUAUCUACUGGUGUUUAUGGAGCACCAUCAGGUCUUCAAGGUGGUUAUGGAGGGUCAGGGAUUUCUAAAAGCACAGUUAGACUGACGUCUUCAGCCUUGGGAAGUAAUGACCUGUCUGGAUUUGGUGGCAGUGGAGCUUCUGGCUUCAGCACAUCCUUGGCUUUCACCAAUGGAGAUGGCUUGCUGACUGGGAAUGAAAAAUCCACCAUGCAGAAUCUGAAUGACCGCUUAUCCAAUUACUUAGAGAAGGUCAGAUGUCUGGAAGAAACCAAUGCUGACCUUGAGAAGAAGAUUCAUGGGUGGCAUGAGAACCAGGGGUCAGUUACUGUGCAUGAACAGAACUACUUGCCAUACUUUGCAACAAUCGAUGAGCUACGUCAGAAGAUCCACGCAGCAUUUAUUGAUAAAAAUCGCGUCCUUCUUGGGUUGGAUAAUGCAAGGCUGGCAGCAGAAGACUUUAAAUUUAAGUAUGAGAAUGAACAUUCAAUGCGCUUGAAUGUAGAAACGGAUAUUAAUGGUCUCCGCAAGCUCUUGGAUGAGAUGACCCUCUCUAGGGCUGAUCUGGAACUACAGAUUGAGAAUCUUAAAGAAGAGCUCACCUAUAUGAAGAAAAACCAUCAAGAGGAAAUGGGUGCGAAGAGCCAACAGGUGAUAGGAAACGUAAAUGUGGAAAUGGAUGCACCGCCAAUGAAUGAUCUGACCAAGAUCCUGAGUGAAAUGAGGGAAAAUUAUGAGUAUCUAAUGUCCAAAAACCGUCGGGAUUUAGAAACUUGGUAUCUGUCACAGAGUGAAUCUUUGCAGAAUAAAGUGGAGUACAUUACCGAGCAGACCAGCAAGAGCGAAAUCACAGAUGUAAGGCGUAAUGUGCAGGGAUUGGAGGCCGAACUGCAGUCCCAGUACAGUAAGAAAGCUGCAAUAGAAGAUGCUCUUGCAGACACCGAGGAGCGCUACGCCAUGCAGCUCAGUCACAUCCAGUCCAUCAUUGGCGGCAUCGAGGCUCAGCUGUAUGAUCUCCGAUAUGAUCUGGAACAUCAGAACCAAGAGCAUAAAUCUCUUUUAGCCAUUAAAUCCCAUUUGGAAGCAGAGAUUGCCACCUAUCACAAGCUGCUCGAGGGCCAGGAAUUCAGCAUUGGUGACUCAAAAAAGGGGAGUGGAGGCACUGCCACCAUCACCACCACCAUCACUACAGUUGUGAAAGAAGAAGAAGUGUCUUCGGGUCAAAAACAGAACUGAAUUUUACCUUCACGUGAUCCUAUAACAAACUGACGGAAAGUCUGCCCCAGGCUGUGACUUGAUUCUAAGCAAUAAAUAACUAUUUGAUGUCUUCUUGGUCAAACAAAUAUGUACAUGUAAUGAAUCUGCUCUGAAUACUUUCUCUCCUUUACUCUCUGCUCUGAAUACUUUCCCACCUAUACGAUGCUCUAUGUGCAAUUAAAAAUUGUAAAAUAA
Molecule: messenger RNA, 1756 nt
Organism: Xenopus tropicalis (tropical clawed frog)
Lineage: Eukaryota; Metazoa; Chordata; Amphibia; Anura; Pipidae
Gene: krt15
Product: keratin 15, gene 1
Exons: 8
Coding region: 278-1540 (420 amino acids)
Molecular function (GO): structural molecule activity
Source: RefSeq, a predicted model, not a curated record